Molecule: messenger RNA, 4096 nt
Organism: Gryllus bimaculatus (two-spotted cricket)
Lineage: Eukaryota; Metazoa; Arthropoda; Insecta; Orthoptera; Gryllidae
Source: the annotation of a GenBank genome assembly
AUGAAUGGUGGAUUGUCUUUGGAGUCCGUGAGACGUGGCAUUUUCACUACCCGGGGAACUUCCAAUCACAUCGUAGCUUUCAUUCAUAAUAGGCGUGGUCUGUUUUCGUCCUCGGCAGGUCUCUUGGUCUCUCCGGGUAAUUGAAGCUUGUCGCAUCAGUAGCAGUUGUUCAGUGGUGUCUCGGAGGUAUCAGGCGGUGUUUAAAUUUAAUAAGCCUGUUUUCGUUGUAGACACAAGUGAGUUUACUAAUUGCGUCUUGAAGAUGGAUUUGCAGUCUGCUUUAAUUUGCGGGGGAGUAGCCGCCGUUUCUGCUGUCGUUAUAUACGUCAUAUCAGUGUUUAGUAUGCGAGAAAAGACGUAUGAAGAAGCAAUUGCUGAGCAAAGGAAACUACCUGAAGAGAACCUUCUUUUAGGUCGUAGUGCGAAGGAUAAAGCUAAAGACAAGAAACAGAAGAAAUUGGGGAAAAAGGUAAAGGAAAAAACCACUGAUCAAGACAGAAAUGAACAAGCUGAUAUGUCAUCUAAGUCGGCAGUACAGACGUCAAAGGUACAUGUUGAUUUUGAAGAACCUGAAGCAGAAGUUGUAAGUGAACGCCCAUCACAGGAGGAUAAAAAGAAGAAGAAAAAGGAAAAGGUGAAACCUAUCCUGUUAAAUAAAGAUGAGCAUAGUAUCAUACGUGAAGAGAAUGUUGUGAAGAACAAUCCUGAAUCCAUUGCUAGAGAAGUCCCCAAGCUGCAGUCUUCUGCUAAAUUAAGUACUAAAGCUGAUGGGCCUCCUUCCAACAAGCAGGAAAAAGAAAAAUCAUCUACUAAGACAGAAAACACAUCUGCUCCCAAAACCGAGCGUGCUCAGAUAUCUAACAAGUCAGACCAUGAAACUGUUGAGAAGGACAAGGACACAGGUGCAAAGCCAGAGAAAGCUUUCUCUAAAGCUACAAACAUAAAAGCUGAAAAGCAAGCUGUUCCAAAAGCUGAUAAAGCAGAGAAGGCUGCUACCAAGGUGGAAAAGGCGUCAGGAAAACCUGAGAAAAUAUCUGCCGAAAAGCCAGAGAAGAAUGCUUCUGCGAAGCCAGAGAAGUCUGCUGCUGCGAAGGGUGAGAAGUCUGCAACAUCUGUUACUGCAGCAAAGCAAGAGAAGCCUGCAUCCACUAAAAGUGACAAAUCUGCAGCCUCAAAGUCUGAGAAGAAUAGCAAUGUGCAAGAUACCCCUACGGCCAAAGUCCCCCCUCCGGCUCCUGCGAGCGAUGCUGUUAGUGCUGAAGUUGCUCCUCCAGUGGUGACAGCUGUGGUGGUGAAAGAGUCUGCCGCCAUUCCUGUGAAGGAGAAGAACCGCAAGAAAAAGAGCGAGUUGGCAACCUUGCAACAAAUGAGUGGAGACAGAGAUGGAAUCAACAUGAGUUUGCUGCUACCUAUUGUGCAGAAAGCUGAACUGUCUCGUUCUGAAAUCCAGAUCUUGAUUGAUCACCUGUUGAACAAGCAGCAGAACGCUGGUGCCACUGAUGCAGAAUGGAUAGAAGGACGACAAGAUCCUGUAGUGAAGCUGAAGAAACAGCUGGCAGAGAAGGAGAAGCAGCUAGCAGAGGAGCUGUCUGCAUCGCAGGGGGUGCAGGCUAAGCUGAAGGAGCUGCGCCAGGAGCUGAAUACUGAACGCUCCCGGCUAUCACACAGCUGUCGCCAGCUCGAGGAGGCCCUGCUGGCCAAGACAAAUGAGGCCCAGGCAUUGGCCACGCGGUUGCAGCACAACCAGGAGGCAGUCAACAAUGAGAAGCAAGCCCUCACCCACCAGGUGCAGCAGCUUCAACAGAAACUGAACGAAGAGCAUGUGCGUCUGUGCCAAGUCCAAGAGCAAGAAGCCAGCCUGCAACAGGAACUGUUGGCACAGCGGCAGCAGAUGAUGGCCCAUCUGGGUGAGCAGGAAGGAGCCCUGAAAACGCAGGUGGCACAACUGAUGUCGCAGCUGAAGGAGCAGGAAUCUGUCAAUUCAACCUUGAACCUGGAGCUGCAGAAUCAGAGAGACCAGCAGCUUGGUGAAAACAACCUACUUCACGAGCGUGUGGCCCAUGCUGAAAAACAGAUGCUUCUCUACCAGGAGAAUGCAGAGAGAGCGCAAGAUUUGGCCAGACAAGUUGAGGAAUUUGCAAGAAUUCGUGGGGAUUUGGAGCACAGACUGAGUGCAAGCCAGCAGCACGAGUCUGCUUUGCAAUUUGAAGCAAACAACCUGCGCAAAGAAAUGGAGGAACUGAAGGCUCAGGUGGUAGGAUACGAGUCCCUGAAAAAUGAGUCAAACAGGUUGCGUUCAGACAACGAUAAACUCUCCAAUCAGUUGGGGCAAACAAAGGACGUACAAUUAGAAAACCAAAGACUGCGUGAUGAAAAUGAACGUUUAACAUCCCAAGUUAAUAUCCUGCCAGAGCUGCAGCGAGAGGCCUCGCAGCUGCGAGAGGAGAAUGAAAACUUGGCUGCGCAAGUGACUGCAAUGACUGAGAGGCCGGCUGCGGAGGGACGAGAGAACGGGGACCUUCAGUUCCAUGAAGAGAAGCAGGAGCUGCACAAGGGAGAUUUCAGCCUAUAUGAGAAAACCAUUCAGCAAAAGGAAGGUCAACUUCUGCAGUUAUCUGGAGAAUUGGAAGAAAAGACUUCUCUUGUGAAGAAACUGCAAUGUGAAAUUAAUACUUACAAGACUGACAUUAACAAGCUUAAUGAACAAUUAGAAGAACAAAGGAAGAAGAACAAUGAUUUGCGCAUAAAGAACUGGAAAGCUAUGGAUGCGCUGUCGACUCUGGAAAAGUCCCUGCAAAGUAAAGUGCAAAACUCUUCCCCAGAACUAGUCAGUGAAAUUAGUCAAAAAGUAAAUCAAGAACAGCAGAAUGUUAUUAAACAGCUUCUGCAAAGGAUAUUUCCUGAUGUUAGAGUUGAAGACUGCAAAUCUCAUGAGCAAUGGCUGGAACAGUUUGAGAAGUCUGCCUCAAAUUUCCUGUCAGAACUGCACAACCGCUCCCAACAAACUGCCCCUUCAGUAUCAGAAGAGUCUGCCCAGGUUGAAGAGUUAGAAAAACAAAACAAUUACCUCCAAGGCCUUGUGACAAACUAUCAAACUAUCAUUCAAGAUACAUCAGGCAUGCUGACGAAGCUGCAAAACCAAGUGGAGGAGGGUGAGAUCCGAUGGCGGCAGCAGCUGCAGGUGAAGGAGGCGGAGCUGGAGGCUGUGAGACAGGAGCUGGAGGGCAAGGCAUCGACCCAGGUGCCCAGCCACAGCACGGAAACUCAGAGCAGAGUAGAAGACCUUCAAGCCAAAUUGAAGAUCAAAGAACAGCAGCAGCAAGACCUGGAAUCUAAAUACAGCACACUUACAAGCAGUGUGGAACAGUUAAAAGAAGAAAAAGACGGUCUAACUGCACAACUUCAGAAAGAGCAGGAGAAGUCACAGGAUCUGUCAAAGGAACUAGUGAGAUUGCGAAGCUUGGUGCAGAUAGGAAAAGAUUCCUUAAGCCAGGAACAUGAAAUGGUUGUCAAUCUUCAACAGCAAGUUGAUAAACUAAAUGGAGUCCAUCAAAACCACAGUGUUGCUUCGAAUGGUCCUUCCUCUGAAUCGUCGACUGUAUCACAAACUGUGGAAUUGGAUCCAGUUGACAUCCUUCAGUUUUAUUUUAAAAUAAAAUUUAGAUUUAAAAAUACUCCUGAUUUGAACUCUGUUCAUCCUUCAAAUAAUUGCAUGAAUUCAGAAUUAUUAUGGGGUUUAUAUUUUGACUCUACAUAUAUUACAAAUAUCCAGCCAACUUUGGCCAUCUUUGAUCAUAUUCUUCACUUGAUUCUUUUUCAAGAUGUUUUAUACAAUCAUCUGUUGGUUUUGUGGUUCAUUCUGACAAAUUGCAAAAAUUGCAGCUUAUUAUUUUUCUUUCUUGUUUUCAAUGCAGUUUUUUUUUUUUUUGUGUGUGUUGUCAAAAUAGAACUUACUAAAAUCAUGAAGAAAAUUAAAUUAAAUGGUCAUAAAUUUAGCUGCAAUUUGAAGCUAACAUUUUAUGUAAAAGUUUCUCAGUCAUUCUUUGCCUUUGAUAUUAAAAUGCAAUAUGUAUGUUUAUUUAAGUGGUUAGGUACU